This is a messenger RNA of Nothobranchius furzeri (turquoise killifish), 580 nucleotides long. Its product is annotated as guanine nucleotide-binding protein G(I)/G(S)/G(O) subunit gamma-5. The record is from RefSeq and is a predicted model, not a curated record. Gene Ontology annotation, cellular component: heterotrimeric G-protein complex. Gene Ontology annotation, biological process: G protein-coupled receptor signaling pathway. Gene Ontology annotation, molecular function: G-protein beta-subunit binding. NCBI's taxonomy places the organism in Eukaryota, Metazoa, Chordata, Actinopteri, Cyprinodontiformes, Nothobranchiidae.
AAACGGGACCCGGAUGUUCCCUUCUUUGCUUUUGUUUCAGUAGCUGAGAGGCGAGUCAGUUCGGUGUUUGUCUUUCACAAAACAUUAAAAAUGUCCAGUUCCUCCAACCUGGUUGCCAUGAAAAAGGUGGUAAAACAGCUUCGUUUUGAGGCGAGCAUAAACAGAGUGAAGGUUUCACAGGCAGCUGUAGACCUACAACAGUUUUGCAUGCAGAAUGCCAUUCAGGACCCUCUGCUCACUGGUGUGUCCUCCAGCACCAACCCCUUCAGGCCACAGAAGGUCUGCUCCUUCUUGUGAAAGUAUUUAUUGGCCUUAGAUGCUACAAGAAGAUGUUGACCUCAGCACUGCUCCUCAUGCCAAGCCAUUAUACUGCCACAGGAUCUAUAAAGUUUACAUCAUAUUGCAGAUGGGUCAGGAAUAACAAUAUUACUAGUCACAGUAGAAGAAAAGAUCAUUUUUAAAUGGCACAAUCUGAUUUUUUUGUUGUUGUUUUUUUUAUAUUGUGCCUUUUUUAUCAUUCUAUUUUAGUCAUUGUUGCUCUGGACUUUUUUGUAUUUAAUAAAAAAUAUUCUUAACUCUG